Molecule: messenger RNA, 2250 nt
Organism: Cladocopium goreaui
Lineage: Eukaryota; Dinophyceae; Suessiales; Symbiodiniaceae
Source: the annotation of a GenBank genome assembly
GAAUCAAGGUGUGCAUUCUUUUAGGGGGCUUCGACAUGUCGCAGAAGCAGCUGCGGAAGCUCCGUGAGCUUCGAAAAGCGCCAGAGGAUCCACCGGAGAAUCAACAGGUUGAGGCUGUGAACGAAGACUUGGAGUCCAGCGAUGAUCAAGCAACUGGAGCUCACAAAGGCUUCCACGCUCUUGCGAGCUCCUCUAGUAGCUCUGAAGCUGGCGAGGUGCCAUCCACCGAGACACUGACGCGGAAAGCCCGAAGAAAGAAACGUCGCGAUAUCACGAAUGACAAGAGACCGCCGAAGAUGAAAUCUUCUGGAGAUGAUUCAGAUGAUUUUUUGGCCGGUCUAGAGGAUACAGCGCCAAGCAAUGAAGUGGAGAGUCAGCCGAAUCAAUCUACGGGAAGCCCCUUGAAUCCACUGGCCAUGAGGCGCCAGGACUUCUCCGGUGAAGCGGAGCGGCUGCGCGUCUUCGGCCGCGUGGGGCUUCGCGACAGCCGCCGGAAGGGGCCUCGCCGCGCACGGGGUCAGGGAGAAGGCAAGACACUGCACCACCGGAGGCUGUUCCUGGUAUCUUUAGAAGCGAAUGAACCAUGGCCCAAACCUGAUGACACAAGUCAGAUGGUGCUUGUUCUUUCGGAAGAUGGAGCGGUGAGCUUUGACUUCAAGGAAAGUGAUGCGUCAACGCGGAGUUUAGAGAUGCUGCAAUCGGUGGUGAGCCAGGAAGAUCCAGAGUUGUUGCAGAGAUAUCUCCAACGUUCGCCCUUUUCUUUGGAGGGUUUGCUGGUGAUGGCUGAGGAUCAUCGUCGUCAAGGGGGAUAUGAUCAAGCCAGGGAACUCAUUCGACGGGCCAUCUACACAGUGGAAUGUGCAUUUGCUCCAGACUUUUCUCCCUUUGAAACUUUGGAUGUUGGAAGUCAGUCCAGCAGGCCACGGGUGAGGCUUCAAAUGCCAGACCGUUCUGCACCUUCUGCGCAUUCUGCGCAUUCUGCACUGGACUGGCCAGGUUGGAGUUGGUUACGGGCCCUGUGGAUGCACAUGCAUUGUUUGGCAGGGCAAGGCAUGCACCGAACCUCCUUGGAGGUUUGUAAGUUGCUGCUGGCUGCCACCUUACCUCAGGAUCCGCUGCGAGCAUUGCUGUGGCUGGAUCAUUUAUGUUUGAGAAGUCGGCAGUACAACACCAUCGCAGAUUUGAGUGUCUCUUUAACUCGCAUCUGUGGUCUCACUAGUCAGGGCUCUGAGGGCUCCGAGGGCUCCGAGGGCGCUGAAAUGAAAGAGACAUUGGAGUUGGCCUUUCCAAACUUUGCUUAUUCAGUGGGCCUGGCUGGGAUUCUGCAGCAAAGCCCAGAUAUGUCUUUGCUCAACCAUCUCACAUUGGAGAAUAUUCUGGAUGCUGAGGGUGCAGAAGAUUUGGAGGGGGACCUGCUCACCUUUGCCAGACUCAUGCGUGCCCUUCUCUACUUUCCAGGGGCUGUCAGGCCUUUGUUGGAGGAGGCAGCCGUGCAGUUGGACAGCCCCAAGGGCUCGGGCUCAGAGUGGAUUUCGCUGUUGACGCAGCCGCCCUUUGUGGAUGGCUUGACGUAUCGCCACGCGCAGCAUUCGGUGGCCCAGGGGCGGAUCUGUGCGGCCUAUGCAAAGCUCUGUGGGCCGCUGUGGAAAGACGAACCUGUGAAAGUGCUGCAUGCUUGCGCAGUGCGCUGGGUGAAACUGCACGAGAGUGCAAUUUUUCAGAAGGACAUCGUGGAUGCUCGACUUCGUUGGGCCAAUGCGACGUUUGCGUUCAGCGAGACGUUGCGUGACUAUGCGGAUGCAUUGCCGGAUGACGGUUUGGCAAAUCCUCCUGUGCCCCUUUUAUUAGAACAUGCGCUGUCGGCACGGUUGCAUCCAAAGAUAGAGCAACAAAUGGAAGACUUCGGUAUGUUCCGGAGGAUUGAUACGGUCCCGAACAUGUCAAUUUAUUCGCCUCCCCUGAUCCUAUUCUUUCAAUCUCUGAUGCCCUGGAGUGUUUUGGACCACAGUGGCGUCACUGCGACACCGCUGCUUUGGUCAGACAUUGGUCGAGGGCUAGCAACGGCUUUGAAGGACACAGGGCUCUUUGCCGUGGAAGUUCUGCUGGGUGUUUCCCAACUUCUGAGUUCUGCUGGCGCCAUGCUCCGGCAGCAUUUCCGGCCUCGCAGGGCCACAGACUGAUACAGAGACAGGCUGCGUUGCCAAGGGCUUCAAAGCCCUCGCGCUUUGUACAGAAAACACACGUGCAAAA